Messenger RNA from Colletotrichum siamense, 1128 nucleotides. RefSeq lists its product as uncharacterized. The transcript is spliced from 3 exons. NCBI's taxonomy places the organism in Eukaryota, Fungi, Ascomycota, Sordariomycetes, Glomerellales, Glomerellaceae. The record is from RefSeq and is a predicted model, not a curated record. Bases 1 to 1128 code for a protein of 375 amino acids.
AUGCAAACGCCGUCCAACACCGCUGCCGAGAAGGCUGAAUGCACCGAAAGAAUCUUAAAGACGUGGAACAUCUCCAGCUUGGACGACGUCGUCGGCAGCUCUCUCUCGCCCUCGCUGUGGAGUUUGAGCCUGCUCAAAAGUCUUGACCUGCUUUGCGCGCAUAAUCUCAGCCAUACCAACGUCCGUGGUCUGCUCAGGGCCGAGAUCACGCACCGAGUCGGCAAUACUCCGUCAAACGGUUUCCUGCACCGCCCAUUCCUUUCCGCGAUGGACGUUGACAACGUUCGAAAGACACAGGGCGGUCGAGAUACUGACAGUUGCAAACCUGCGCGGAAAAUGUUGCAAGCCCGCGCCCCUGCAUUGCCGUCUCCUCGCACUCCGUCGCCCAAGUCUCAGGCAGACACGAGCCCUUCUCCCGGUAUCACCGAUCAUCGUCCGGCCAGGUUUCCUGCGCUAGUGACCCCGAACUCUGUAUCACCCGCAUCGUUCCCUAGAGGCUCUGGCAGACAUGACCCUAGCACUUCCGCAUGCUCCCCUUCGAACGAAACGACAGCUGCAGACGGCUUCAAGCGCAAGAGAGACGCCAUGAUGGCAUGCCUAGACGAGGAGCUGGAGAGCCAGAGAAAGCGUGUUCGUCUGGAGGUUGAUAUUGCGUCGGCCACUGUUAAGAAGACUCGGUUCGAGCAGCAGAUGGCUGAGAAACACGAGCGGGAGGCCGCCCAUGCUCUUGCUAGUUUGCCGACCGAGUCCGAAAAGCUCACAGAGCUCGAGGGCUUUCGAGCCUUUCAGAACGACAUCUUCAAGAUUCGCAAGAAAUAUGCUGUUUUCCUCGGCAACAGCAAGGCUGCUGCGUCGACGGCGAUUGCCCCUGAUGGACACAGACAGGUCGUGCAGGAGUCUUGCCGCACCAUCUUCGAGCUCCUGAACCACCGCAUUGAGGCCGAGGCCGUGGCCAUGGAGACAGAGGCUGGAAAGGCCAAGAAGGCACAGAGAGUUGCACAGGAGGAGAUGGACCACCACAGAGUCGUUGCCAACGGCAAGAAAACCGAGCUUGAGGCGGCUGAGAAAGCGUAUGCUGAUCUGCUUGCCGAGAACGAGGCUUUCGAUGCGUUCAAAACUUCUUUGUGA